AUGUCGACUAAUAUUGCGAGUCCAACCUUUGCCGAAGUUGGAGGACGAGAAGCUACCGAUUGCCCAUUGAUGACGACGAAUGGUCAAGGCUUGCUCUCCUAUGCUCAAGGUGGACUCCUCCCAGCGCCGGCUCAUAGCACGAUAAACGCCAUACUUCGUGCUGAAGAUGACAAGCCGAAAGCAAUACUGGAUCUUGGGACUGGAUCUGGUGUUUGGUGUAUUGAAAUGGCAAAAGCAUUUCCACAUGCCAAGGUUUUUGGCAUCGACAAAACGCCUGUACCCAACGCCCAUUCAGCACCGUCAAACUGCAUAUUUGAAGUGCACGAUUUGAACCUUGGAUUAUCCAAAUACCGAGAGCAGUUUGAUAUCGUACACGCGCGUGCGAUUGGAAUAGGUUUGAAGAACGCACUUACGACAAUAGAGGAAGCUACUCGGUGCUUGAAACCCGGGGGUGCAGUGUUCUGGCUCGAUGGGGACUAUGAUGCUUACUCGUCUUGGCCAAGCAAGUACCUAGCACCGCUGAGUGACGAUAAUCCCAAUGGAUCCGCCUUUUCGCGACUUCUAUAUGAAAGCCGCCGCAGUGCAAUCAAAUUUGGUGGAGAUGUGUCAAGAAUGGUCGAGGCUAUGGAUAGAGGCCUUUGGGAUCAGUCCGAGCUCAUUGACCCCGAAACAGUGAAAGCAGCUAAUGUGUAUCUCCCUAUGGGGACGUGGCUGAAAGGAGACACACCAGAGAAGACUUCCAUGCUUCAGAGAAUGGGAGAGCUCCUUCGAGAAGACUUUAUCAAUGCGACAAAGGGGAUGGAGGCAAUGCUUCUCGGCGCUGGCUGGACGGCUCAAGAGCUGGAACAGUGGGUUAAAAAGGCUUUAGAAGGUGCAUUUUCAGUCAUCCUCAUGAUCGAUACUAACACGUCCUCACCAGAACUAAAAACAGAUCCAAUAGGCGUUCGAGCGAGAAUGACCUGGGGUCGCCGCAGAGAAGGACCUAAGCAACCUGCCCCCAACCUAAACUUCCAGGACAGCAAGGGUCUUGGGCUUUCUCCACAUCCGGUCGAUUACCCGUAUUUUGAGCUCUACUAUAACCAGGAGCAGAGCCUGGAAGCCAAGAUUGAGCGGGAUAUGGGCAAGGACAUCAACCCACCAAGUUCUCCGGGACCAAAGCCACUGGAAUCCAUUUCAACGUAG
Messenger RNA from Serendipita indica DSM 11827, 1182 nucleotides. The record is from the annotation of a GenBank genome assembly. Lineage: Eukaryota; Fungi; Basidiomycota; Agaricomycetes; Sebacinales; Serendipitaceae.